This is a messenger RNA of Penicilliopsis zonata CBS 506.65, 1431 nucleotides long. RefSeq lists its product as hypothetical. The transcript has a single exon. Lineage: Eukaryota; Fungi; Ascomycota; Eurotiomycetes; Eurotiales; Aspergillaceae. The record is from RefSeq and is a predicted model, not a curated record. Gene Ontology annotation, molecular function: oxidoreductase activity. The coding region runs from base 1 to 1431 and encodes 476 amino acids.
AUGGAGGAAUGGACGCAGGACUCCCUGCGGGCUCGUUUUUGCAAGGCUCUCUCAGAGAUGUAUAAGACCGAGGUCCCUCUGUACGGGGAUCUUAUGGACAUUGUCUGGGAAGCGGACGCAGCCGCUGUCCGAGCCAGCCAGGAAGUAGAGGGGGGAGUGGCCAUCGACCCGGACGACGUUCUUCCCGCACGGCAUCGGGUCGAGAGACACGGCGCCAUCCGGUUGGGGACUGCCCAUGAGCUCGCAACUAUCCGUCGCAUGUUCGCUGUCAUGGGCAUGUUCCCCGUUGGGUAUUACGACCUGACUCUCGCCGGGUUUCCCAUGCAUGCAACCGCAUUUAGACCGAAGGACCGAGAAGCGCUAGCAGCGCACCCAUUCCGAGUCUUCACGACCGUGUUGAGAAUGGAGUUGUUGACCGAAAAGACCCGUGCUCUAGCGCAGCAGGCUUUACAGCAACGAAACAUCUUCACCGACCGACUCAUUGAGCUGAUCGACCGUGCAGAGACCGCCGGAACCCUGACCCCGCAAGAAUACGCCGAGUUCAUCAACGAAGGCCUUGAAACCUUCCGGUGGCACUCGAAAGCCACUGUCAGUCUCGAAGAGUAUCAGAUGCUCAAGGCAGAGCAUCCGCUCAUCGCCGAUAUUGUCUCAUUCCCCAACUCCCACAUCAACCACCUCACGCCGCGGACCAUUGACAUCGAUCUGGUACAACAACUGAUGCUCGACCGGAACAUGCCUGCAAAAGAACGCAUCGAGGGCCCCCCUCGGCGCAAGUGUCCGAUCCUGCUCCGUCAGACCAGCUUCAAAGCUCUCGAAGAGACUGUAUACUUUCGAGACGGAUCGUCGGAUAUCUUCAUCAAGGGCUCGCACACCGCUCGUUUCGGCGAGGUCGAGCAGCGUGGGUAUGCUCUGACCCGCAAAGGCCGGCAUCUGUAUGACCAGAUCCUCUCCAAGGUCAACUCCAAAGCUUUACAGCACCAAGGCAAAGCUUCGCUGACCCAAGGCCCGGCCGAAGUAUACGAAACCAUCCUAACCGAGCAAUUCCACGACUUCCCGGAUGAGCUGGCAGAACUCCGGCAAGAACAACUUGCGUAUUUCUGCUACCGUCUCACCGACAAAGCAGAGAGCUGGGCCAUGUCCCCCUCCAAAACGGCUCUUGUGUCUAGCCUCUUGCGUCAGGGUGUCCUCGAAUACGAGCCCAUCACGUACGAGGACUUCCUCCCCCUCUCCGCCGGAGGCAUCUUCAACUCGAAUCUCGGAAACACGUCCACCUCGAAACGGCUGAUCAUGGACGCCGAUCCGGACCUGGAUGGAUUCCAGCGGCUGCUGGGCACCGCAGUGACGGACGAAUUUUGGCUGUACGAGACGAUGCAGACCGAGAGUCUGGAAACCUGUAAGAAGAAGCUUGGCCUCGAUGAGCUCAUUCUGUAG